This is a messenger RNA of Drosophila biarmipes, 815 nucleotides long. RefSeq names its product probable elongation factor 1-beta (gene eEF1beta). Gene Ontology annotation, biological process: translational elongation. The record is from RefSeq and is a predicted model, not a curated record. The transcript has 2 exons. NCBI's taxonomy places the organism in Eukaryota, Metazoa, Arthropoda, Insecta, Diptera, Drosophilidae. The coding region runs from base 94 to 759 and encodes 221 amino acids. Gene Ontology annotation, cellular component: eukaryotic translation elongation factor 1 complex; cytosol. Gene Ontology annotation, molecular function: translation elongation factor activity; guanyl-nucleotide exchange factor activity.
UGACCCUUGCAUUCUUCUUUCGUCGGCAACGUUGCGCAGAGCACGGCUCCAGAUUUGUUAAACGCGAAUUUACCCCACAAAAACGCAUUUAAAAUGGCUUUCGGUGAUGUGAAGACCCCGCAGGGACUGAAGGAGUUGAACAACUUCCUGGCCGACAACAGCUACAUCAGCGGAUACACUCCCAGCAAGGCCGAUCUGUCCGUGUUCGAGGCUCUGGGCAAGGCCCCCUCUGCCGACAAUGUGAAUGUGGCCCGUUGGUACCGUCACAUCGCCUCUUUCGAGGCUGCGGAGCGCGCCGCCUGGACCGGUGCUCCCUUGCCCCAGUUGGCCGGUGGAAAGCCCACAGUGGCUGCUCCGGCCAAGCCCGCCGACGACGACGACGAUGUGGAUCUAUUUGGAUCCGAUGAGGAGGAGGACGCCGAGGCCGAGCGCAUCAAGCAGGAGCGCGUUGCCGCCUAUGCCGCCAAGAAGUCCAAGAAGCCCGCCCUCAUCGCCAAGUCGUCUGUGCUCCUCGAUGUCAAGCCCUGGGACGACGAGACCGACAUGAAGGAGAUGGAGAACAACGUCCGCACCAUCGAGAUGGACGGUCUGCUGUGGGGCGCCUCAAAGCUGGUCCCCGUGGGCUAUGGCAUCAACAAGCUGCAGAUCAUGUGCGUCAUCGAGGACGACAAGGUCUCCAUCGACCUGCUGCAGGAGAAGAUCGAGGAGUUCGAGGACUUCGUCCAGUCCGUCGACAUUGCUGCCUUCAACAAGAUCUAAGCAUCUGAGAUUUUUAUAUUUUGAAUAAACUUGAGCAAAGCGAUUUAAGAAGAGAA